Molecule: messenger RNA, 3439 nt
Organism: Dromiciops gliroides (monito del monte)
Lineage: Eukaryota; Metazoa; Chordata; Mammalia; Microbiotheria; Microbiotheriidae
Product: NACHT, LRR and PYD domains-containing protein 3-like
Exons: 11
Coding region: 18-3248 (1076 amino acids)
Biological process (GO): regulation of inflammatory response
Cellular component (GO): cytoplasm
Molecular function (GO): protein binding
Source: RefSeq, a predicted model, not a curated record
GAAGCUGUGUGCUUGAAAUGCCUUGGAAUGGAAGCUGCAGACUGGUCAAGUACCUUGAAUACCUGACAGAUGAAGAGAUGAAGAAAUUCAAGCUGUUCCUUUCGCACUCUCUUCCCCGAGGACUCAUGGAAAAUGCUGGCCGAAUUGAGAUGGCCAUGUUAAUGGUUGAUCAUCAUGGGCAGCAGAAAGCAUGGGAUAUGGCUGUCAAUAUCUGGGAGAAGAUGGGUCUAACAGAGCUGUGGAAGCAAGCAAGGGGAGAAGACCCAUUGAUUUGUAACAGAAGAAAGUACAGAAGGCGCAUGAGAGAAAAGUUUCAGUUGCUGAGGGAUAGGAACUCUCGUCCUGGGGAACAUGCAAACUUACACCACCGAUUCACACAGCUCCUUCUUCUCCAGGAAUAUCGUCACAAGGAACAGAAAGAGCAUGAGCUCCUGGCCACUGGAUGGCAACAUGCUGAGAUAAUGAAGCAGAGAGGGCAGUUUUUAGUAGUGACAGCUUUAUUCGACCCUGAUGAGAAGACUGGAGUUCAACCACAGACAGUUGUGCUUCAGGGGGCUGCUGGUAUUGGAAAAACAACCCUAGCCAGAAAAGUGAUGCUGGACUGGGCAGAGGGAAACCUCUUUCAGGACAGGUUCAACUAUGUUUUCUAUAUCAGUUGCAGAGAAAUGAAUCAGUUGGUGAAAAGAAAAAUAAGUUUAGCAAAUUUGAUUGCUAAUGAUUGGCCUGGCUCACAGGUUCCCAUGACUGAGAUUAUGUCCUUUCCAGAACAAUUACUAUUUAUCAUUGAUGGUUUGGAUGAACUUAAAUUCCCCUGUGAUGAGCACAGAUAUGAUCUCUGUAAAGACUGGAAGCAGCAGUGUCCAGUGCACAUCUUCCUGAGCAGUUUACUGAGGAAAGCCAUGCUUCCUGAAGCCUCCUUAUUAAUCACUACUAGACUCACUGCUCUGGGGAAAUUUAGUUCCCUAUUGGAGACUCCAUGCCAUGUAGAGAUCCUUGGAUUCUCUGAAGAGGAGAGAAAGGAAUAUUUCUGUAGAUUUUUCAGAGAUGAGGAUUUAGCCCAGAAGGCUUUUAGUUCAAUAAAAGAUAAUGAAAUACUGUUCACCAUGUGCUUUGUCCCCCUGGUGAGCUGGAUUGUCUGUACUUCUUUGAAACAGCAGAUGGAGAGAGGACAAGAUCUGUCACAAGUUUCCCAAACUGCCACUUCCCUGUACAUGAGUUAUCUUUCUAACUUAUUUACCCCUGGUGAAAGAAUAUGUUCUAAUCAUACCUUGAGAGGUCUGUGCCAUUUGGCAGCUGAGGGAAUCUGGGGGAAGAAAAUCCUAUUUGAUGAAGAAGAUCUCAGAAGGCAUGGACUAGAGGUAGACAAUGUCUCUGCCUUCCUGGACAUGUAUAUUUUUCAGAAAGACACUGGCUGUGAAAAUUGCUAUAGCUUCAUUCACUUGAGUUUCCAAGAGUUUUUUGCUGCUGUGUUUUAUGCAUUGUGGGGAGAGAAGGUGGGAAGUGAGAGUCCUAUUGCUGCCCAUGCAAGGGUGAAAGGUAUCUUAGAAAAAUGCCAAGAGACUGGCUCCAGCUUUGUGACACUAACUGUGCAUUUCUUGUUUGGCUUCUUGAAAGAAGAGACAUCAAGGAAGCUUGAGGAAAUAUUCAGUUGUCAAAUAUCACAGGAAGUAAAAUUGGAGUUACUGAAAUGGGUACAUUCAGAAAUUGAGAAGUACCAAAAGUCUUCCCCUGAUGGACAACUGCUAGAAUUACUGUCCUUUUUAUAUGAGACUCAAGAUGAAGGGUUUUUGACAUUGGCAAUGCAUCAUGUCCAGGAGAUUACUUUAAAUAUUCGUACCAAUAUGGAAUUCUUAAUUUUAGCUUUUUGCCUUAAGCAUAGUCAUGAGGUAUGCAGAAUUCGCCUGGCUAUAAAGAUUUUCUUACCAUCAGUAAAAUAUCUCCAUUCUCUCCCUUACAGGCUGAGGUGUUCCCAUCUUUCUGCUUUCAGCUGGAGAGAUCUAUUCUCUGUGGUCAGCAGGAAUCAGAAUUUGAGACAGCUGGAUCUCAGUAGUAGUCACCUUGGAGAUUCAGCAAUGAUGAUACUUUGUUCAGAGCUGAGACAUCCACACUGUACAGUACAGAAACUCAGGUUGGAUGAUUGCCAUCUCACUGUUGCUUGCUGUCAGGAUCUCUCUUAUGCUCUUGGGAGCAACCACAGCCUGAAAAACCUGAAUUUAAGUGUUAAUUCUCUUGGGAAUGAUGGGAUGAAACUGCUCUGUAAGACCUUAAAAAACCAGAAUUGCAGUUUACAGGAGCUGAGAAUGUUCUGGUGCCAUCUCACAGACACUUGUUGUCAGGAUCUGUCAUCAACUCUCAUUCAGAACCAGAACCUUCUACAUCUGGACCUGGCAGGCAAUGCCUUGAAGGAUGAUGGAGUGAAGUUGUUGUGUGAAGCCUUGAAGCACCCACACUGUCAACUCCAGAUUUUGGUGUUGUGGAAAUGUCAUCUCACCUCUGUUUCUUGUGAAUAUCUCUCCUUUGCUCUCAUCAGCAACCAAAAUCUGACCCAUUUGGAUCUAAGUGGCAAUGACCUUGGUGACAAUGGGAUAAUGCUUCUAUGUGAGGCCUUGGGAAACCAGUAUUGUAGUAUAAAUUCACUGCAGUUGAGGAGUUGUGGUCUCACUUCUUCUGGUUGUCAGGAUCUCUCCACUGCUCUCAAGAAAAACAGAAGUGUGACCCAUUUGAACCUGGCAGAUAAUGCCCUGGGGAAUCAUGGAGUGACACUCCUCUGUGAGGCCCUGGGAUAUCCAAACUGUCUCCUACAGGAACUGAAGUUACAAGGUUGCAGUUUUUCUGAAGCUUGUUGUUGGGAUCUCUCCUCGGCUUUGAAGAGCAACGAAAAAUUAACUCAUCUGAACCUGGGGGGUAACACCUUGGGUAAUGAUGGAGUAAAACUUCUUUGUGAGGCCUUCAGGCAGCCAAGCUGCAGAUUGCAAGAAAUAAAGCUAUGGAGAUCCUGUUUCACUGCAGCAGGCUUUCUUCAUCUCUUUGCUGUACUCAAGAGCAGCCACAACUUGACUCAUUUGAAUAUUGCUGGAAAUACACUGGGGGAUGAUGAGGUGAAUCUAUUGUGUGAGGCUUUGAAACACCCAAAUUGCAACCUUCAGAAGCUGAUACUCAGCAGAUGGCAAUUAAGUGAAGAAGCACAAAGAAUGCUGGAUGACAUACAAGAGAGCCAUCCACAUUUGAAAAUUGAAUCUUCCAACUGAUUCAAUUCAAUAAGUGUUCAAAGAGUAAUUGAUGUGAACUAAGAUCCAUGCUAGUUGCUAUGGCAACAUUUGGAGAAAAACUACUGUGCAGUUGUCUAAAUUUUGUAUAUAUCCUAUGUAUUCAAAUAUGGAUUUACAAGAUUUCAGAUUUUUAAAUUAGAAAUUAAUGAAACUCAGGAAGACUUAGAUGA